This is a messenger RNA of Hyposmocoma kahamanoa, 712 nucleotides long. RefSeq lists its product as uncharacterized. The transcript has a single exon. The annotation marks the transcript as partial. Lineage: Eukaryota; Metazoa; Arthropoda; Insecta; Lepidoptera; Cosmopterigidae. The record is from RefSeq and is a predicted model, not a curated record.
AUGUUGGACAUAACAAACAUACAAGUCGUCAAGGAUUUGAUCGACAGGGAUUACAGGAACUAUCUAUUAAGUGCAGAGCGUGACAUUUGUCGGGAUCCUAGUAAAUUCUGGGAUUUUGUAAAAAGUAAAAAGCAUCAUUCAAGUCAACAACUGGAGUACAUGCUCAAUGGGGAAGUCAUUGCAGACCAGGAUGCAGUUGACACAUUUGCUGAUUAUUUUAGCUCGGUUUUUCAUGGCGAAAUUCCAGAGCUGGAUGCUGAAAAGGCUUCACGCCUUACAGAUAAUCAUGUGGCGACACAUAGCGUCAGUAUCACCCUUAUUGGGGUCAUCGAGUUGCGUAAGGCUGCUAAGCGACUCAGGUCUUCAUCUUCAGCUGGACCUGAUGGUAUUCCACCGUAUAUGGUUAAGGACUGCCUAUCGGCACUCGAGCGACCUCUCUUACAUAUUUUUAACCUAGCUCUUCAAUCUGCUAUUUAUCCAACUAAGUGGAAGGUAUCGAGAGUGAUCCCGACACCAAAGGAACCAAAAUCCACCGAGAUGUCAACUCAUAGGCCAAUCGCUAUUUUGUCCGCUUUUGGUAAACUCUUUGAGAGUAUUAUCAACGCUAGCCUUAUAAGGCAAAUCAGUAAUCAGUUGGAUGAAGCGCAACAUGGUUUCCGUGGUGCGCGUUCCACAGUUACUAACCACAUUUGCUUUUUUGAUUACGUGCUAA